CGAGCUCUUGCCAGAGUGGGAAACGAUCGCAAUCCACUCGUAAUAGAAAUAAGGAACAGGCUAAUUUCAGCCGCAAAACGGAAAAAGAAAAUAAUACUAUGCUGGGUUCCUUCACAUGUCGGAAUUGCCGGAAAUGAGGAUGCUGACAGAGCAGCAAGUACUGCUAAGGAUCGAGAAGUCGACCUGUGGAAAAUACCUUACAGAGACUAUAGGCAUGUUCUGAAAUUUUCCAUAAGACGCAAGUGGCAAGAGAAAUGGGACCGAGAAAUAAACAAUAAGUUGCGCGCAGUAAAACCACUACUUCAGGAAUGGGAGAGUGCACGUCACCGCGAGCGUUUUUAUGAGGUGGUUUUGUGCCGACUGCGAAUUGGUCAUACCCGUCUAACCCAUGGGCAUCUUUUGCGUGGGGAGGAUGCUCCGGAGUGUGAACACUGCUACAUUCCGUUAAGCAUCCUACAUAUCUUACUUGUAUGCCCUUUGUAUGACCAAGAACGCCACAGACACUUUGCUAAGGUUUACCAAGAGCAUACACCAUUACAUCUCGCCCUUUUACUCAGUGAUGAGCCGUUGAUUCCACACAAGUGUGUUUUCAACUUUCUUAAGGAUAUAAGACUCCUGGACCAGCUAUAA
Molecule: messenger RNA, 630 nt
Organism: Ixodes scapularis (black-legged tick)
Lineage: Eukaryota; Metazoa; Arthropoda; Arachnida; Ixodida; Ixodidae
Exons: 1
Molecular function (GO): nucleic acid binding; RNA-DNA hybrid ribonuclease activity
Source: RefSeq, a predicted model, not a curated record